This is a messenger RNA of Lepisosteus oculatus (spotted gar), 1887 nucleotides long. NCBI's taxonomy places the organism in Eukaryota, Metazoa, Chordata, Actinopteri, Semionotiformes, Lepisosteidae. The record is from RefSeq and is a predicted model, not a curated record.
AGAAGAAGCUGCAGGUUCUGCAAAGAGAGCAUUCUGACCUUCAGAGAGACCAUUCAGACCUGCAGAGAAGAUACAGCAAUGUCACUGGUACUUGUGAGCUGCUGCACAAAUCCAAGACUGAACUGCAGAAGACUCUGGAGUCUCUUCAAAGACAACAUUCUAGUCUUCAGAGAGAACUUUCAGAUCUACGUAGAAACUACAGGAAUGUGACAGACAGCCAUCUUCUCACGCAGAGAUCCAACACUGAGCUACAGAAGAAGCUGCAGACUCUUCGAAGAGAGCACUCUGACCUUCAGAGAGACCAUUCAGACCUGCAGAGAAACUAUGGCAAUGUGACUGGAAGUUGUCAGCUUACGCAGAAAACCAAGACUGAGCUACAGAAGAAACUGGAGACACUACAAAGAGGACACUCUGACCUUCAGAGAGACCAUUCACUCCUAAAGAAAAACUACAGCAAUGUCACCAGAAGCUAUCGACUUACACAGAGCUCCAAGGAUGAGCUACAGAAAAAAGUGAAGAAUGAGGAGGCUGAAAACUCCAGACUGCAGAGUCUCUACACCAGCAUGAAGGCCAGUUAUCUCCCCAUAGAGAUGUGUUUCCCCAGUGACACCAACAAGACCGUCAGACGUGUGUUUUCUGAGUAUUCAAGAAAGGAAGGAGUUACCCACAUACCAGUGUGGAAGUGGAUUCGUGAGGCCUCAGUUGAUGUGACACUGGAUCCCAAUUCAGCGCAUCCUAGUCUCAUCCUGUCCGAGGAUGGGAAACAAGUGAGGAAGGGUGAUCGAAGACAGACUCUGCCUGAUUUUCCAAAGAGAUUUGAUCCUGUUUCUUGUGUCCUGGGAAGAGAGGGAUUCUCCUCUGGGAGACACUACUGGGAGGUGAAGGUGGGAGAGAAGACUGCCUGGGAUAUAGGUGUCGCCAAAGAGUCCAUCAACAGGAAGGGGAAGAUUAUACUGAGUCCCAGUAACGGUUACUGGACAAUAUGGCUGACAAAUGCAAAUGAGUUUAAAGCUGUAGCUAACCCUCCUGUCCACCUGCCCCUGAGCCUGAAGCCCCAGAAGGUGGGGAUAUACUUGGAUUAUGAGGAGGGACAGGUCUCCUUUUACAAUGUGGAGACCAGGAAUCACAUCUACACUUUCACUGACACCUUCACUGAGAAACUCUACCCAUUCUAUUACCCUGGUCUCACAGAUGGUGGUAAAAACAGAAAUCCACUGAUCAUCUCUCCUGUCAGUCACACAGACUGAACAUGAAAUUGGUAUUUUAAGAUAAUUAUGUUUGCAUUAAUACGAAUUAACUGCUUUUAUGAAAUGAAUGCUUCACUGCUGUAAUUUGGCAUUGUAAUGUGGAAUCAUUUAUAAUUAUUAGACUGCUUUGUAGGAAAGAUGAUAAACGAAGCCCUAGAUGUGGUUUGUGGUGUGUGUGGCUGAGGGAUGAGGUGUACAAGGGCUUUGAUCUGUCCUACUUUCACACAGCCCAAAGCCUCAGAAGAUGGGGGUGUAUGUGGAUUUUGAAGAGGGACAGAUCUCCUUUCACAAUGUGGAGAUCAGGAAUCACAUCCAUACUGUCGCUGAUACCUUCGCUGAGAAACUACAUUCACUCUAUUGUCCUGGUCUCAAUAAGGACCAAACUCCACCCAGUUGAUCACCUCUUUCUGAGAGUCCCACACAUUGAAUGUAUAUAUAUAUUUCUUCUAUAAACAAAAUCCAGGCUGUCUUUGCUCAUCGAUGUGAAUAUGAUGCUUGUUCCUGUGGAUGAUUCUGGCAUGAGAAUCCAAGCACCUCUGUACUUUCAGUUCUGAAUGUUCUGAAGCCUUUGAAAGUGUCAGUAUGAAAUUUACAUACAACAUAUGUAACAGCUUUGCAAUAAACCUCUUUUAAGUUUGUG